Molecule: messenger RNA, 1650 nt
Organism: Drosophila subpulchrella
Lineage: Eukaryota; Metazoa; Arthropoda; Insecta; Diptera; Drosophilidae
Exons: 2
Coding region: 190-1176 (328 amino acids)
Biological process (GO): regulation of transcription by RNA polymerase II
Cellular component (GO): nucleus; transcription regulator complex
Molecular function (GO): DNA binding
Source: RefSeq, a predicted model, not a curated record
CGCUCAGUUUUGGUUGCGCGUCCGUUGCGAGCAGUUGUUGCUGCUUCACCCUCUUUUCGGCGCCCCUGUGUUAAUUAGCAGCCCCCCUUGGGCUGAGCCCCUGGAGAAUAGAAGAGAAGAAGAGGAUAAGGAGAAGGAGGAGAGGCUGCAUGUGCGCGUGAAUUACCGUUGGCGUGCGAGCGGGACGGCAUGUGCUGGGUCACAAUGGCCCGCAAGGACGAUCCCGUUUUCAACGUGCGGUUCGUGCAGUUCGUGGAGAAUCAGCCCUGCCUGUGGAACUACACGCAUCCGGGGUACAGCAAAAAGGAGGAGGUGCAGAGGGCGUGGCAGCAGGUGGCCAAUGAGAUCAAGGACUCGGUGCGCAACUGUCGCGAGAGGUGGCGCACGAUAAGGAGCAGCUUCCUCCGAUCCCUGAAGCUGGCACGCACCCAAACGGGCCGCGGGAAGCGCAAAUACUACCUGUCCAAGUACCUGCAGUUCCUCAUUCCCUACACCAAGUCGCGAUCCUGUCACAAGCAGCUGCCUGCGAUGGCCACCACUGGCAGUCCCACGGCGGGAAUGGUGCUACGAAAACCCGGGAAUGCCACGUCCAGUCUGCCCAGCUAUCCAUCAGAUUCAAAUCGGCAGGAGGACGAGGAGGAGGCCAAAGAGAGCGAUAGCGAAAUGCCACUGGAUGUGCAGGUUUCCGAGGAGGAGGAGGAGCUGAAUCACCCAGGGCGAGAUCGGGAGCAGGAUCCGAAUGAGAAUCAUGAGCAACCCACCGCCUGUUUGCCGCUCCGCCUUCAGGCGAUCAAAGUGGAGCAGCCCUCCCAGAAUGCGAAUCAGAAUACGAGCCCGCAGCUGGAGAGGAUCGUGAACCAUCAGUCGCUGGUCACCGUGCCCGCCGCCGCCUUGGGCAGCCACCUGGACUGGACGGAUCUGUCGCAGUGGUUCAAGGGCAACAGCAGCCACCUGAACCACAAGAUAACCACACCACCGCCACCGCCGGCCACGCCAGCCUUAACCGGAGGAUUGGGCACGGGAUCGGGAGCCAUUUGCUCGUCACCGGAUGCCGACUACUCCUUUCUGAUCAGCCUGCAUCCGUACCUCAAGGAAAUGAGCGGCAAGCAAAAUCGACGAUUUCGCCAGAAAGUCGUCGGUCUCAUCGACAAUAUCCUGGAUAACAUAGAUCUUUAACUUCGGGUGGAUCUACUCCAAAAGAAUGCCUUACAAUUGGUCCCAGUGAUAAGCCUAAAAAUGAUAAAUCCAAAACACCAUUAACAAAAAUAUGGAAUUUGCUUUAAUUGAAAGCAAGGUCACACUGAUUAAACAGCUGACAAUCAGCUGGUACCUGAAGGAAAUCUUAAUCGGUUUCAAGAGCACUUAAAAUAUUUAAAUGUUUGCACAACAAAGCUAAGAUCUUUCUGGACCUAAUACUAUUAGACCCAUCAAAAGAUGAACAAUUUAUACUCUGAUCAGUUUGAAAUACCUGUUUGUCAAUAUCAAAUCUAUUGAAUCAUACAUAUUUUUGGUUUCAAAUUAUAUUCUUGGGGAGUUGCUGGCCAUUAUAAUUCUACCUUCUAGAAAAAACACUUAGUUUUUAGUUAUUUAUGUCUAAGAUAAGUGAAUUUAAAUGGGUUUCAUUCUUAUUCGCUGAUACUAAAUUGGAAA